This is a messenger RNA of Drosophila persimilis, 1913 nucleotides long. RefSeq names its product esterase B1. The transcript has 4 exons. Lineage: Eukaryota; Metazoa; Arthropoda; Insecta; Diptera; Drosophilidae. The coding region runs from base 188 to 1831 and encodes 547 amino acids. The record is from RefSeq and is a predicted model, not a curated record.
UGAGAAAGCAAGCAAAGCAAAACUGAAAUAUCAGCUGUCUCAGUGAAUUCGUGCGGUCAUCGUUCAUGUUGUUGUUUUCCUAACCAGCCCUCUCUCGCAUUGCGCGAUAAAACGAAGUGCCAUAAAUGUGUGCAUUUCGUUAGAUAAAAAGCGCUAAAGUGUAAAGUUUUUUAUUCAACCGCCAGACAUGGAGAGAUCUGAUGAUAGCAUUCAGGUGCAGACACAGAGCGGCCCUGUGGUGGGGCGACGCUGCACGGGCGUCUAUGGCGACGAGUACGUGAGUUUCGAGGGCAUUCCGUAUGCCCAGCCGCCGGUGGGACGUCUACGUUUCAUGGCCCCGUUGCCGGUGAUACCCUGGACGGAGCCUCUGGAUUGCACGGAGAAGGGCCCGAAGCCGCUGCAGUUCAAUCACUACAGCAAGCAGCUGGAGGGCGUCGAGGAUUCCCUGUAUUUGAAUGUCUAUGCCAAAGAGCUCCAUUCAGCGAAUCCACUGCCGAUGAUUGUAUUCUUUUUUGGCGGCGGUUUUGAGAAGGGCGACCCCACCACUGACUUGCACAGUCCCGACUAUUUUAUGAUGCGCGAUGUGGUUGUGGUCACAAUCUCCUAUCGAGUUGGGCCCUUGGGCUUUCUCAGUCUGAACGAUCCCGCCGUGGGCGUGCCCGGCAAUGCUGGUCUCAAGGACCAACUGCUGGGCCUCCAAUGGAUCACGGCGAAUGCGGCCAGUUUCAAUGCAGAUCCCAAUAAUGUGACGGCGUUUGGGGAGAGUGCCGGGGCGGCCUCUGUCCAUUAUCUGAUGUUGAAUCCCAAGGCGGACGGACUGUUCCAGAAGGCCAUUCUGCAGUCGGGAAAUGUACUGUGCACAUGGGCCCAAUUUCCGAUAACCGACAUGCCGCAGCGGCUGGCUGAAAAUCUGGGAAUGGAGAAUGCGCAUGCCGCCACCGAUGCCAUGAUCCUGGACUAUCUGCAAGCCAUGCCGGGGGAGAAAUUGGUGAAGCCGUAUCUGCUGAGUCAGGCCGAGCACAUGGACGACUGUGUGUUCCAGUUCGGGCCCAUGGUGGAGCCCUACAAAACGGAUCACUGUGUGCUGCCCAAGCAGCCUGCUGAACUGCUGGCCACUGCCUGGGGCAACAAGAUUCCCCUGCUGAUGGGUGGCACCUCUUUUGAGGGGCUCCUGAUGUAUGCUCGCGUGUUUGUGGCACCCUAUCUGCUGACCAGCCUGAAGGAUCAGCCGGAGCAUAUGCUGCCGCUGGAUGUGAAGCGUGCCCUGCCACAGGCUCUCGCCCGAAGCUUGGGCCAGCGUCUGCAGGUGACGCAUUUCGGGGAGAACGCUCUAGCCAUGUCGCCAGAGGGUGUUUUGGCCUACUGCGAGUACGCCAGCUACAAGGUCUUCUGGCUGCCCAUUGUGAGGCUGCUGCGUUCACGUCUGCGCCACAGUACGGCCCCUACCUACCUGUACCGCUUUGAUUUCGAUUCGCCGACAUUUAAUCAUCAGCGCAUCAAGUAUGUGGGGGACAAGCUGCGGGGCGUGGCCCAUGUGGAUGAUCAUUCGUAUCUGUGGUUCGGCAACUUCGCCUGGAAACUGGACAAACAUACGCCAGAAUUUCUAACCAUAGAACGGAUGAUUGAUAUUUUCACAAGCUUCGCUCGUAGCUCGAAUCCCAAUUGCCCGAAAGUCGCAGAGCAGCUGCCGCGAACCAAACAAUGGAUGCCCUUGGACAGCCGACAAUUGACCGUUGAGUGCCUUAAUAUUUCGGAAAGCAUCAAACUGAUUGAGUUGCCGGAACUACAGAAGGUGCGGGUGUGGGAGAAUGUUUGCAAAAUCAAGGACUAGCACUUCAAAAAAAUGCCUUUUCAAUGUUUUGUCGAAAUUCCAAGUGCAUUAAAAAAUUUCCAAAUAGUGGGCACCCACGAUA